AUGAUUUUGGUGUUGGCUUCCCUCUUCGCUGUUCUCAUUCUUAAUCUUCUUUUAUGGAAAUGGCUCAAGGCUUCAGCAUGUAAAUCCCAAAGGCUUCCUCCAGGCCCACCAAGGUGGCCGAUUUUAGGUAACCUUCUCCAAUUGGGCCCUUUACCUCACCGGGACUUGGCUACUCUCUGUGAUAAGUACGGCCCAUUAGUCUACCUCCGACUCGGGAGUAUAGAUACCAUCACAACGAACGAUCCCGAUACCAUCCGAGAGAUUCUCUUCCGACAGGACGAUGUUUUUGCAUCUAGGCCAAAAACACUCGCCGCAGUCCACCUAGCUUAUGGAUGUGGGGACGUGGCAUUAGCGCCAAUGGGUCCGCAUUGGAAAAGAAUGAGGAGGAUAUGCAUGGAACACCUACUUACAACCAAAAGGCUUGAAUCUUUUACUACCCAAAGGGCCGAGGAAGCUCGGUAUCUUAUACAAGAUGUCUUAGAACGAGCCGAAUCCGGAAAGCCAAUAAAUCUAAAGGAAGUAUUGGGUGCUUUCUCUAUGAACAAUGUGACUAGAAUGCUACUAGGGAAACAAUUCUUUGGACCUGGAUCUCUAGUGAGUCCAAAAGAAGCUCAAGAGUUUAUGCAUAUAACUCAUAAAUUGUUUUGGCUGUUGGGUGUUAUUUACUUGGGAGACUACUUGCCGUUUUGGAGAUGGGUGGAUCCGUCCGGAUGCGAGAAAGAAAUGAGGGACGUGGAGAAGCGUGUUGACAAGUUUCAUACUAAGAUCAUCGACGAGCACCGAAGGGCAAAACUGGAAAAUAUAGAUAAUAAGGGAGCAUUGGAUUUUGUCGACGUUUUGUUGUCUCUACCUGGUGAGAACGGGAAAGAACACAUGGAUGACGUUGAAAUUAAAGCUCUAAUUCAGGACAUGAUAGCGGCUGCUACAGACACGUCAGCAGUCACAAACGAAUGGGCAAUGGCCGAAGUCAUAAAGCAACCACGAGUCAUGCGUAAAAUUCAAGAAGAGCUCGAUACUAUCGUGGGUUCCAACCGAAUGGUCGACGAAUCCGAUCUUGUCCAUUUAAACUAUCUACGCUGCGUAGUACGAGAGACGUUCCGAAUGCAUCCAGCCGGGCCGUUUUUAAUCCCUCACGAGUCCGUCCGACCAACAACGAUCAACGGCUAUUACAUCCCAGCAAAGACACGUGUCUUCAUCAAUACACAUGGAUUGGGCCGAAACACUAAGUUGUGGGAGGACGUGGAGGUUUUUAGGCCCGAACGACAUUGGCCCGUUGACGGUAGCGGACGAGUUGAGAUAAGCCACGGAGCGGAUUUUAAGAUAUUGCCGUUUAGUGCUGGUAAGAGGAAGUGCCCCGGAGCUCCAUUAGGUGUGACGAUGGUGCUUAUGGCUUUGGCUCGGCUCUUUCAUUGCUUUGAUUGGUCUUCACCUGAAAAUAUUGAUACUGUAGAAGUUUACGGCAUGACUAUGCCUAAGGCUAAACCAUUAUGGGCUAUUGCUAAGCCACGAUUGGCAGCUCAUCUGUACACUUAG
Messenger RNA from Capsella rubella, 1533 nucleotides. RefSeq names its product cytochrome P450 703A2. The transcript has 2 exons. Gene Ontology annotation, molecular function: iron ion binding; oxidoreductase activity, acting on paired donors, with incorporation or reduction of molecular oxygen; heme binding. Lineage: Eukaryota; Viridiplantae; Streptophyta; Magnoliopsida; Brassicales; Brassicaceae. The coding region runs from base 1 to 1533 and encodes 510 amino acids. The record is from RefSeq and is a predicted model, not a curated record.